This is a messenger RNA of Seminavis robusta, 1778 nucleotides long. The record is from the annotation of a GenBank genome assembly. Lineage: Eukaryota; Bacillariophyta; Bacillariophyceae; Naviculales; Naviculaceae.
AAGACGAGAACGCUCUAGUCCCACACUUUUGGCUUCCUGCCCACAUCAACUGUUGUUAUCUCUGUCUUGUCGUCCUUGUCAAAGCUGUUAAUUUCCACCAUGGGACGCGGCAAGAAUAGUUCCAGCAUUCGAGCCAUGAAGAAGAUCAAGACUGCCUUUGACGCUGUUGUAGCAGCAGGAGACCUGCCAGCACCAUCUCCAUCAUCGACGAGCAUCAUCAACAAGGCGGCCUCUCCCGCCCAAAAAAAGAUCAUGACCAAGAUGAACAACAUUGCCAAAAACAACCUCAAGAGUCAAGACAUGAAACAUCUCGUCAAGGCACUCGACUUGGAUAUAUCAGACUCUCUGGUGGAUUAUGUGACGGAAACCACCACGGCCUUGACCCGUCGUGACAAGCUUCGUCGCAAGUACGCUAGCAAGACCGUUGUCAAGUAUGCCGAAUCGGUUCAGACUCUACGCAAGUGUCAAACAUCCAUUCAACAGACCCGAGAUGAUAUUAUUCGCUGUGAAACCGACAUGGUCUUUAUGGGGCUCAAGCAAAAGCUGUUGGAGACGUCUGCCCAGUAUAGCAGCCAACAACAAGAAAGCAAUGACAAUGACGCCCAAACAACAACAGCAGCAACAACAAACCGCAAGCACAGUGGGUGUCUCGUCAAGAUGGACGACGAUGAUGAUAGCAUUGAGAGCGCAUACGACACUUCCAACGAGGCCAAUAUGAGCAGUGACACGAUCCUUGUCAGCAACACUUCUGAAACCGGAACACACGGCGAGACCGCUAUGGCUACCGCCCAGAAUGUGUCCACAGCAACGGCUACUGAAGCUGUUGUCCAUCUGCCCGACGUGAGCCGCUCCGCCGAAUCAAAGGUCCUUGUUGCAAUGGUAGAGACCAAACUACUAGACAUUAAGAAACUGCCCGAGCCAAAGGACGGGGAGGAGAGUGACACUGAAGACGAGACGUUGAGUAGCAUCUGCAGUCCUGACACGGACGCCUACGUUACGGCGGAGGAGGGCGGCUUUCUGACUGACGAUGACGACUUUGUCUCCGAGGAAGAGGACGACGGUGAAGAGGAAGAUGCUGAUGAUGACCAUUCCUUCACAUUUGAUGGAAGCAAGCCGUUCAUUGAUGGCUUCUUUUCGUCAAUGGGAGAGCAAAUGGCCUCGUUCUUCCAAUCCGGAACACUCGCCCCUACCAUUCAGGUGGAAUCUCGCAAGGAUCACAAGCGUAUUCGAAAGAUCAUGAUCCAAAAGUUGCUCUCGCAACCCGAGCUACAGCGUCAGAUGAACGCCAGUCCUCUCAUGACCGAACUCAAGACCAUGUACAUGCAAAAGGCGAAUUCUAGCAGCGUUUGCACCAACACCCGUGGAUGUCGUUGCGAUUCCCACAAGGACGUCCAUGAAGCCGUGCUAGAGACUAUGGUGGCUUGCUUCCUUCAUCACUUUGUGGGAGUUGAGGGUGCCCCCCUCAUCGACAGCCAGGGCGCUUUCAUUACCUACUACGCGUCGCGCAACAACGGCAACCAGAAGGCACUUGAAAACGCCUAACACGCCCUGACCUGAAACAAAGCCAAUCCAGUGAGCCCAACGAUGAAUUGAAUCGUUCAAUCGAUAAACGUGAGAUGAACCCUCAUGCAUGGUUCGGGGACAAGAAAACGGCAACAGCUGGGAAAGCGACAAAGGAAUUCAUAGAUACAAAAGCAUACACACCCUGCAACAAGUGAUUGAGAAGCUGAGCUACAGUUGACUUGCAUAAAACACGUUAAAAUCAUAAUACACGUUUU